This is a messenger RNA of Asterias rubens (European starfish), 1785 nucleotides long. RefSeq names its product N-acylneuraminate cytidylyltransferase-like. The transcript is spliced from 10 exons. Gene Ontology annotation, molecular function: N-acylneuraminate cytidylyltransferase activity. The record is from RefSeq and is a predicted model, not a curated record. Lineage: Eukaryota; Metazoa; Echinodermata; Asteroidea; Forcipulatida; Asteriidae. The coding region runs from base 146 to 1372 and encodes 408 amino acids.
UGUGAGACCCUCCUCUAUGGUGAGACACCGCUCUUUGAAUCAGAAUUUUAUAGUCGGCAAAGCAUCCUAGAUGAAAUAUCACACCAUCUGAAGUAGCUGUUGAGAGGCAAAGAAAAGCAGCCGAGCAGAGUCAGGCUCUGUGGUGAUGAUGGCAGACGACAGCAAGCCGAGAGAGGGGCAUUUCGCGGCGUUGAUCCUGGCUAGAGGUGGCAGCAAGGGGAUCAAGCUCAAGAACAUCAAACUUCUUGCGGGACAACCUCUUAUUUCGUGGGUCUUGAGGGCUGCAGUUGAUUCUGGAGAGUUCGACAGUGUUUGGGUAUCUACAGACCAUGAUGAAAUUGAACGAAUUGCUAUUGAAUGGGGGGCAAAAGUUCAUCGGAGGGCGGCCGAAACAUCGCGUGACCAGUCAACGUCCAUCGAAGCUGUUCAUGAAUUUUUAAGAUUUCAUCCAGAGGUGAAUUUCAUUGCUCAAAUACAGUGCACAUCCCCUUGUUUGCACCCCUGGCAUCUUCAAGGACCAUGUCGUAUGAUACGCCAUGAGGGUUAUGAUUCAGUGUUUGCAGUCUCAAGACGUCACCUCUUCAGGUGGAAGGAGGUCACAACCAGAGGUGAAGUGACAGAUCCUGAGAACCUGAACCCAGCCAAGAGACCUCGUCGUCAGGACUGGAACGGAGAGCUCUACGAGAACGGCUCCUUCUAUUUUGCGACUCGAGAACUGCUUAUGCAAGGGCUUUUCCAAGGUGGAAAGGUUGGCUAUCUUGAGAUGGGUGCUGAGUACAGCGUGGACAUUGAUACCGACAUUGACUGGCCAAUCGCCGAGCAGCGGGUCAUCAAGUUUGGUUAUUUCGGGAAGACAAAACCCCAAGGAGUUCAACUCGUUGUCUUCGCUGCCGAUGGUGUCCUCACAGAUAAUAUGGUGCACAUCACUGCAAGCGGGGAGGAGUUUCGAUCAUACAACCUGAGUGACUCUAUCGGCAUCCAAUCACUGUUGAGUAAUGGAGUUACCGUGCGAAUAUUAAGUACCGAGGAGAGUGUGAAUCAUGACAAGUAUGCCAAGCAGCUGAAGGUCCCUCUGGUCAUGGGAUGUAGGGACAAACUGAGCGUCAUUGAACAGUGGAGGUCAGAGAUGGGGCUGGAGUGGACGCAGAUAGCUUUCAUGGGAUGUGACACCCCCGACAUUGAAUGUCUGAAACGAGCGGGGGUCAGUGGUACCCCAGCUGAUGCCCAGCCGUCUGUUUUAACGGCUUCUCACUUCAUCUCCAAGCUUAACGGCGGACGCGGGGCCGUCAGGGAUUUCUGCGAGUACGUCCAACUGGUUAUGGAGAAGGCCAAGUCGGCAGUUGAACAGGAGGAAAGUAACACCACCAAAUAAAUCCGGAUACUGUACUCCAUCUCUGGAUCUGGAUAUAUUAUACUCCGAUAAAAACGGAUAUCCGCAUCGCAUGAGAGUUUUAUGACCUGACCAAUGACCUAGUGGAGAUGUCUACGUAGUAUGUCCACGUAGUAUGGACUGACUCUGUGUUUUCUGCUGGGACAACUCGUGGGGAGAAUGGGAGCGGCUGAUCCCACAGAACAACCUCUUUCCUUCACCAGCCCCCCCCCCCCCCUCCCCAUUAUCUGGAUCUAAAAAGCCUGGAGGAAAUGUCCCCCUCUAGAAUCACAUGUCUGUGCAAAUGAUACAUUCCAAAUUAAGGUUACCAGGGCUGUACGCUUCGUUUUUAAAAGGGCAAGGGCACCAAGGCAUUUUCUUUUUGGUAAAGGGCACCCUAUGAUGAAAUUGCAAAU